AUCUCCUCCAAAUCGCCACAAAAUAACGCGCGAACGGUACAAACGGCAAUGCUAUAUCUAUUUUCGACGAACGUAAUAUCACGAAGAUUCGGUCUUAAAUCUGUACGCGAUGAAAGUAAUAUUACGAAAGCGGACCUUGAGAGGCUAGAAAACUAGAACUCGAAACCGGAGGCACAGGAAUCGCGGAAUCUUUGGGGAACGUAUCGAGUGAAUGUUUUGUCGUCGAGCAGAUUUUUAAUCGAAUUACGUAUCAACCAACGUUCCUUUCGUUACAUAGUUUUCAAUAACUUAAACGAGCCCCAGGGUUAAUCGCUUGUAUUGCGCAAACGCUCGUUGCCGAGAGAUUUUUAAUUCCGAGCGAACGCGGUACCGUGUUUGUUAGCCUCUCAACGGAAACGGUAUUAAUUAAUGGAAUGGCGAUCCACUUUGAGAACUACUCAAGAUCCGUUCCAUAGUACCGUAAUAUGGGCGAUUAAACAAAUUAUAAAUUCCACUUAGCGUUAAUAUUAUUCGUGGACUUCUCAACGUCGGUUAUCGAAGUAAUAAGUAGCAUAUUUCGGGAAUGAAAUUUCUCGAACGUUUUCUGAGCUUUAGAAACGUUCUUCGUUGAUGCACGAUCUAUCGAUCGAUGGAUACAAAGAAAAAACGAAUACCGAAAGGCACGAUGGAAUUGUUACGUAUCGUUGCAAAAAAAUAAAUAGAAAGCGAUGAGUAUCGAUUAUUUGUUUCUAUUUGCUUUCCCGGUACGAUUAAAAACUCCUCGAGAAUGUGUACGCUCCGAUAAGAUACCUAAUUUCGAAAUCGGAUCCGAUCAACGCGAUCCGUGCGUACCAACGAUGCACUCGUGUGUACUCGAGUAAGGUGCACGAAUACGCCAUCAGGUGUCGGUAGCAGCGAUUUCAACGGGCGCUUUAAAUUUCAUGCGACGCGUCUUUGUAAACACGCGUCCCUUUCUGUCGGCUGUCGACUUGUCGCCAGCAACCAGGCGACAGCAUCUCGGAACGUCUCUUUGAACCUAUUUUCGAUCGUCUCCUUCCCGUCAAGCGUCGCUUAUUCGAGAUCGAAAGUCAUCGCGCGUCUUUAAGGAAACAAACCAUUUUUAGAGUGUCUUACGGAGCUGGUAUUUCACUUUGAGAAAAUGAAGCGUUCGGUUGACAGCCAGGAUUGAUGGUAACGAGGCUUGUACGAAGCUCGGCGCAUGCAUCGGCCAGUGCAUAAUCGUAUUAGAUUGUUCUGUGAGAAUAGUGGUUAAAGUCGUUCGAGAGAGAGAUGCAAUCAAGUACGGUUUUAGCUGGAUUCUCAGUAUAACCGUCGUCAUCGUACGGGUACGAAAAUGUGAUUGCUGUUUUCGUGCGAUACUUAAAUGUUUCGGAGUUCAUGCUUUCUAAGAUUUACUUACUGGGCAUGAAUGGACAGGUGCAGCCCUCAAGGGAGAGGUUAGAUCGUGUCCCCAACAUACAGCUUGCAGCUACGAACAAUGGAUUACCCAUGGAUGAUUCCAAUGUUGCAACAGAGGUUGACAGCAAAGUGAAAACAAAACUAUUGUCUAUGUGGAACAACGUCAAAUAUGGCUGGACCAUUAAGAUGGUGAAACCAAAUUUUUCAAAAGAAUCUCCGGUAUGUUUGCUUGGCAAAAUUUAUCGCAAGAAGCCGGAAGAAUUCCUAGAGAAGGCUUCAGAAGCAGAAAAAUCAUUGGAUACAGGGAGCGAAAUAUCGCUAGCAAUGGAUGCUAUUAGUUUCGAAGAUAGUAUAGAAGAAUUUAAGAAAGACUUUGCAUCUCGCCUUUGGUUGACAUACAGAAGAGAGUUUCCUAUUUUAAACGGAUCUACAUUCACCACCGAUUGCGGUUGGGGUUGUAUGCUACGCAGUGGUCAGAUGAUGUUGGCACAAGCACUGGUCUGCCAUUUUCUUGGAAGAGAAUGGCGGUGGCAUCCGGAUCAAUUGAUACAAACAGAACAACAAAAAUUAGACGAAUAUAAUCACAGAUUAAUUAUAAAAUCGUUCGGAGACUUACCCGAACGUAUAUCUCCAUUUUCUAUACAUACGCUCGUAUCCCUUGGUGCAUUAUGGGGAAAACGCGCAGGAGAUUGGUAUGGGCCAUCCUCUGUUGCUCAUCUGUUAUGCCAAGCGGUAGAGCAUGCAGCGGAACAUCAUUCAGUAUUCAGUAACUUGGCUGUUUAUGUUGCUCAAGAUUGUGCAGUUUAUCUACAGGAUGUGGAAAAUGUAUGUCAAACAUCCGACGGCAAAUGGAAAUCUCUCAUACUUUUUGUACCUUUACGACUUGGUGCUGACAAAUUAAAUCCUGUCUAUACGUCUUGUUUAACGCAUCUCCUUACAUUAGAUACCUGCAUUGGAGUUAUCGGCGGUCGACCUAGACAUUCGCUUUAUUUUAUCGGUUUCCAAGAAGAUAAAUUGAUUAAUCUAGACCCACAUUAUUGUCAAGAAACUGUUGAUGUAUCCAAAGACAAUUUCACUUUGACGAGUUUUCAUUGUACUUCGCCGCGAAAAAUGUUGAUAUCAAAAAUGGAUCCCAGUUGUUGCGUGGGAUUUUAUUUUCAUAAUAAAAUGCAUUUCACAAAUUUUAUGGAGAUAGCUCCCUCCUAUUUGGUGCCGGAAGAUGAAAAAGUCGAUUAUCCGAUGUUUUUAUUCUGCGAAGGGAGCGGAAAAGAUCUCUAUCAAAAAAUUGACAUCGCUGAAAACAUUAUUCCUACUGCUACCUCUUUCACAGGUAACGAGUCGUACGAUGACGACCUCGACGAGUGCGAAGAAUUUGAAUUAGUUCAGUGAGACGUUUAUCGCUGAGGUUUAAAUAUCUCUUAAGUACUUAAAGACAUUCAUCGAUAGUUUUUGGAGAAGAAUACAUUAAUCGGAAUUCUCCGUUCAUUCGUCCAUACGUGUACAAGAGAAAAACCAAUUGAUAACUUUAGUAGACGCAGAACUUUGGGUAAUUAGGCAGUUAUAUAUUUCUUCACUGUAAUGAAUUCGCGCAGCAAACAAAGUUUAAGAUCUUAACGUGUCCAUUAAAUAGCAUGGAUUAUAGCGUACCAAAUAUUUUCCAUUCGCGAUAAAAGGAAAUUAUAUAGACUUCGAAAACGUUAUCAUCCAUACGUAAUUCUGUGAUCGUAAUUUAAAUUAUAUUUGGAUAUGUUGCACAAUUUUUCUCGUUUUGUUUCGUGAUCUCAAAAAUAAUUGCUUUUAAAGAUUAUUAGAAAUUAAUUUAGCAUACAAUUUACAGUUACUUGAAUCAUUUCACGGAGAAUGAUUCAUUUAUUUGAAGCGUUCCGAACGAUGAUCGCGUCAAGACUUGCGUAGAUCGUAAGUUUACGGUUUUGCUAUGAAGAGUGAUUUUUAUAAACAUUUCUCGAUUCCUUAAGGAAAUGUUCCUAAUAUAACUUAUUUUGUAAAGCAGCAAUAUUAGAUUUUUUGCAAUAUACCACAUGACCAAUUUUCAUUUUGUCGUUAUAUCGAACGUGUUUGCGUAUUAUAUAUCGAAUCACGCAUACCUAUAAUAA
Molecule: messenger RNA, 3512 nt
Organism: Hylaeus volcanicus
Lineage: Eukaryota; Metazoa; Arthropoda; Insecta; Hymenoptera; Colletidae
Gene: Atg4b
Product: cysteine protease atg4da
Exons: 6
Coding region: 1378-2787 (469 amino acids)
Molecular function (GO): protein-phosphatidylethanolamide deconjugating activity
Source: RefSeq, a predicted model, not a curated record